This is a messenger RNA of Rhodamnia argentea, 1536 nucleotides long. Its product is annotated as F-box/kelch-repeat protein At1g23390-like. Gene Ontology annotation, molecular function: protein binding. The coding region runs from base 153 to 1370 and encodes 405 amino acids. Gene Ontology annotation, cellular component: cytosol; nucleus. NCBI's taxonomy places the organism in Eukaryota, Viridiplantae, Streptophyta, Magnoliopsida, Myrtales, Myrtaceae. The record is from RefSeq and is a predicted model, not a curated record. Gene Ontology annotation, biological process: proteasome-mediated ubiquitin-dependent protein catabolic process. The transcript has a single exon.
CCAUGUAAGGCGCAACGUGUUUUGGCCGGGUCUAGGUGUCGACCGUCACGGAACGGAUUCUUCGCUGAUAAAAAAGAAGAUGGUCAAAGUCGGCCACUCGAGACUCGGUCACUCCUCAUGCCCCAGCAGCAGCCCAGCGCGUGUAUAUAUAGAUGUAUAUGAACGAGCCCUGUUCCACCACCAACCCAAUCAAGAACCUGCACAAAUUCGCCAUGAAAACGGACACCGAGCGAGCUGCGCAAGACGAAGGACCGCCGCCGCCGCCGCCACCUCUCUUCGGCGAUAUCCUCGAGCUUACGCUCACUCGCGUGCCUCUCGUAGACCUCGUCUCCGCCUCCCAAGUGUCCCGCUCCUGGAAGCGCGCCGUCUCUUCCUCCCUCCGCCACUUGAACCCGAUCAGGCCCUGGCUCUUGGUCCACUCCCAGAGCACCCGCACCCCCUACGCCAUCUCCACGCGCGCCUUCGACCCCCGCUCCAGCGUGUGGCUGGACAUCUCCCUCCCCCAGCCCGCCAAGCACGCCUCCACCCUCCGGUCGUCGUCGAGCUCCAACCUCCUCUUCAUCCUCUCGCCCUCCAAGCUCUCCUUCUCCUCCGACCCCCUCCACCUGACGUGGCGCCACGCCGCCCCUCCGCUCGUGUGGCGCGCUGACCCCAUCGUCGCCCUCGUCGGUCACCGCCUCGUCGUCGCAGGCGGCGCCUUCGACUUCGACGACGACCCCCUCGCCGUCGAGACAUACGACCUCAGGGCCGGCGCGUGGGAGGCGUGCGGAUCCACGAUGCCCGCGCUCCUCAAGGACAGCUCGGCGUCCGCGUGGCUAUCGGUCACCGCGGACGAGGACAAAAUGUACGUGACGGAUAAACUGUCGGGCGUGACGCACUCGUACGACCCCGAGGCCGAUGCGUGGCACGGGCCGUACGAUCUGCGUCCGCACAGGGACGUGUACUGCUGCGUCAUCGGGUUCGCGAGCGGCCGGCUGAUUCUGGUGGGUCUGCUGGGGUGCGAAGAGAAUGUGAAGGGCGUGAAGGCGUGGGAAGUGGAGCGAGGGACGUGGAGGGCGAGGGAGAUCGGGGAGAUGCCGCCGGGAAUGGUAAGGAAGAUGAAGGGCGAGAGGUUUUGCGCGUCGUCGAUGAGCGCGUGCGGCGCCGGCGAUUUCGUGUACUUGAACAGGGAUUCGGAUCCGGGCACGGCGGUGUGGUGCGAGGUGGUGGGGGGUGGGGAUUGCCGGUGGGGAAGGGCGGAGAGCCCGGCAGCGAGUGGUGGUCGGGGGCCGGCGGAGAGGGUGGUAUUCACGAGCUCGAACGUGGGAAUGAGUGAGCUGAAGCAAGCUUUGGCUACUGGUGAUCCGAGGAAUGUAAUUAGGAGCACGUGAACCGAUCCAGCGGUCGAGAUUUUUUCCUCUGUUUUCUUCCGACACAAAUUAUUAAGCACUAUGUUCUCAAUUUUUCUCAUAUGUAAUAGAAGAAAUUUUUUAAGUACUCUCCGAAGUCGUCAUAGGUACGAGAAAUUCACAUGGGCGACCUUUCUUUUCGCUAAGA